This is a messenger RNA of Leopardus geoffroyi (Geoffroy's cat), 2082 nucleotides long. It is a transcript of the gene CCDC51, whose product is annotated as coiled-coil domain containing 51. Lineage: Eukaryota; Metazoa; Chordata; Mammalia; Carnivora; Felidae. The transcript has 4 exons. The coding region runs from base 621 to 1850 and encodes 409 amino acids. The record is from RefSeq and is a predicted model, not a curated record.
CCCGAUGUGAGGAUCGAACUCACGAACCAUGAGAUCAUGACCUAAGCUGAAGUCAGAUGCUUAACUGACUGAGCCACCCAGGUGCCCCAUCCGCAGAUGGUUUUUAAAGCCAUGGGACUGGAUGAGAGAGGAGUCUGAGGACCUUGCCUUGCAGCACUCCACGUGCGUAGGUUCAGGAGAUGAGUGGGGACUGGAAGCCAAGUGUAGAAGGCGUUUCAAGGAAAGGAAACUGGCACAAGGCACAGGUUGCUGAUAGGGCAAGUAAAAUGAGGACUGAGAACUGAUCACUGGAUUUAGCAAUGUGGAAGUGACCUGGACAAGAGCAUUUCCGGUGGCAUGGUGGAAGUGAAGGCCAGAUUAGAAAAGGUUUAAGAGAGAAUGAGAGAAGAGGAACUGGAGACAGCAAGUGCAGAUGAUCUGUCAAGGAGUUUGGCUGUACAGAGGGGCAGAGAAGUGGAGCUGUUGCUGGAGAGGGUGUCUGAUCAAUUACUGAGCAGUGUCAGGUAGGGAGAGCACACGGGACCUGGCCACAGCUUGGUCUUCCUAGAGCAUGAAUUCUUCAUCCCAAGGAAUAAGAGAGAAGGUGGAAACCGAACAGACACAGGUGGGAAGAUCUCCUGAUGACAGGGCGCAGCACUGUGUUUGCCAUGCAGCACGUCCUCGGUGCGCCCCGUGUGGUGUGGAGAGGCCUCCUUGGAAGGGACCUCUUUAUGGCCAGGACUCUCUGCAGCCCAGGCCCUAGCCAGCCCAGAGAGAAAAGACCUGAGGAGGUGGCUCUUGGGCUGUACCGCCGCCUCACAGCUCUGGGAAGAGCCCUGGGGCACGACAUUCAUCAGCGAGCAUCGUCCACAGCCACGACUUGGUGGGAAAGAUACGAAGAGUUUGUCGGACUCAAUGAAGUUCGAGAGGCCCAGGGAAAUGUGACUGAGGCAGAGAAAGUGUUCAUGGUGGCUCGAGGGCUUGUGCGAGAGGCUCGGGAGGACUUGGAAGUUCACCAGGCCAAGCUGAAGGAGGUGAGGGACCGCUUGGACCGCAUCUCCAGAGAGGAUAUCCAGUACCUAGAACUGGCUACGCUGGAGCACCGGCUGCUGCAAGAGGAGAAGAGGCUUCGUGCAACCUAUCUGCGUGCUGAAGACUCUGAGCGAGAGAAGUUCUCCCUCUUCUCUGCGGCUGUGCGGGAAAGUCACGAGAAGGAGCGCACUCGAGCUGAGAGGACCAAGAACUGGUCCCUCAUCGGGUCAGUUCUGGGGGCCUUGAUUGGUGUGGCUGGCUCCACCUAUGUGAACCGUGUGCGGCUACAGGAGCUGAAGGCCUUGCUCUUAGAGGCGCAGAAGGGGCCUGUGAGCCUCCAGGAGGCCAUCCGAGAACAGGCAUCCAGCUACUCCCUCCAGCAGAGGGACCUCCACGACCUCAUGGUGGACCUAAGGGGCCUGGUACAAGCUGGCUCCGGGCUGAGCUCUGGGACCCAGGCAGGUACUUCCCCCACCCGAGACAGAGACACAGAUGUCCUUUCAGCUGCCUUGAAAGAGCAGCUCAGCCAUUCCAGGCAGGUCCAUUCAUGUUUAGAGGGUUUACGAGAGCGGCUUGAUGGCUUGGAAAAGACUUUCAGCCAAACGGCUGAGGUGGUUCAGCUUGCGAAGGCUGCAGCACAUCCAGGCCUGCUGGGGCCAGCAGACAGGGCCCUGCCUGGCUCCUUGCUGGAGCAGGGGAGCGUGAUCUUGGCACUAUCAGACAUGGAGCAGAAGCUUGAAGCUCAGGUCAACAGGAACACCAUCUACAGCACACUGGUCACCUGUGUGACAUUUAUGGCCACUCUGCCUGUGCUGUACGUGCUGUUCAGGGCCAGCUAGCCCUGGGAGCCUCCUCCAGAGAGCUGAGGGGAUAGCCGUGGAUACAAAUUUAGCUAGAGAAUCCCAACAAUGAAGUGAGAGCCUUUGGGGUGCACACAACCUCAGCCUGAGGCUGAACACCAUCUGUGUGGCUCACCAGCAGGCAUACUUUGAUUUUGAGAAAAUGCUCAUUUAUGUUAAUUAUCAACACUUUGUACUAAUGUCCAAAUAAAAUGUCUUUCGGUUCAUGUUA